Messenger RNA from Macaca mulatta (Rhesus monkey), 3718 nucleotides. NCBI's taxonomy places the organism in Eukaryota, Metazoa, Chordata, Mammalia, Primates, Cercopithecidae. The record is from RefSeq and is a predicted model, not a curated record.
UAACCUGGAGUCAAAAAGUUUUUAAGAAGUUGGAUGGAAAACCAUACGAUUACUCUUUUUGGUGCAUUCAUUAACAGAAGCAAAGUUAAAUACAUUUACAAAAACAUCACCAAAACCAUAGGGAAUGGCAAAUCCAGAAAGCAUUGCUAAUCAUUCAUAAUUUAAUAAGACGGAUCCAGACCAAAAUUAAAGAUCUUCUGCAGCAAAUGGAAGAAGGGCUGAAGACAGCUGAUCCCCAUGACUGCUCUGCUUAUACUGGCUGGACAGGCAUAGCCCUUUUGUACCUGCAGUUGUACCGGGUCACAUGUGACCAAACCUACCUGCUCCGAUCCCUGGAUUACGUAAAAAGAACACUUCGGAAUCUGAAUGGCCGGAGGGUCACCUUCCUCUGUGGGGAUGCCGGGCCUCUGGCUGUUGGAGCUGUGAUUUACCACAAACUCAGAAGUGACUGUGAAUCCCAGGAAUGCAUCACAAAACUUUUGCAACUCCAGAGAGCGGUUGUCUGCCAAGAAUCAGACCUUCCUGAUGAGCUGCUUUAUGGACGGGCAGGUUAUCUGUAUGCUUUACUGUACCUGAACACGGAGAUAGGUCCAGGCACCGUGUGUGAGUCAGCUAUUAAAGAGGUAGUCAAUGCUAUUAUUGAGUCGGGUAAGACUUUGUCAAGGGAAGAAAGAAAAACGGAGCGCUGCCCACUGCUGUACCAGUGGCACCGGAAGCAGUACGUUGGAGCAGCCCAUGGCAUGGCUGGAAUCUACUACAUGUUAAUGCAGCCAGCAGCAAAAGUGGACCAAGAAACUUUGACAGAAAUGGUGAAACCCAGUAUUGAUUACGUGCGCCACAAAAAAUUCCGGUCUGGGAAUUACCCAUCAUCGUUAAGCAAUGAAACAGACCGGCUGGUUCACUGGUGCCACGGUGCCCCAGGGGUCAUCCACAUGCUUAUGCAAGCGUACAAGGUCUUUAAGGAGGAGAAGUACUUGAAAGAGGCCAUGGAGUGUAGCGAUGUGAUUUGGCAGCGAGGUUUGCUGCGGAAGGGCUACGGGAUCUGCCACGGGACUGCUGGCAACGGCUACUCCUUCCUGUCCCUUUACCGUCUCACGCAGGAUAAGAAGUACCUCUACCGAGCUUGCAAGUUUGCAGAGUGGUGUCUAGAUUAUGGAGCACACGGGUGCCGCAUUCCUGACAGACCCUAUUCACUCUUUGAAGGCAUGGCUGGCGCUAUUCACUUUCUCUCCGAUGUCCUGGGACCAGAGACAUCACGGUUUCCAGCAUUUGAACUUGACUCUUCGAAGAGGGAUUAAAAGGUGCAAAAAGACAACUAAAAUACCCGUUUGGAACAAAAGCCACCAGAUUGCUUAGUGCCUGACACAGAAACAACUGGGAAUCCUGAAAGAGAAGCAGACACUGUCACAGGCCCCUCUGUUAGAGCAUGAGUGAUCGAAGCCAUCCAUCAACAUUAACGGCACCCUCAUCAGUAUAAAAUAUGACUUCUUUACAUACAGAUUCUCUGUAGUGUUUGCAUGUUUCUUGGUGUUUGUUGUAUCCAGGUGUAAGUUGUUUUAAAUGGAAGGCCCUUCUAUUCCUGGGGGCUCAGAGCUGACCACGCAUGAAUGUAUGGCAGUGUCCACUUUUCUGUAUAAAAUGUAUAAAGUGGGGUUUCUUCCAUAUUGACAAACGAGGGAACAGGUGAUAUCUAUCUGGUAUAUCAGAAAGAUUAUCUAGGGUCUAUCCUAGUAAUAAUACAUUGUCAGCCUUUUCUGUGGCACCUUCCAGAUGAGUAUGAGGGAACCACCACUGCAAGGAUGGACAGGAGCAGCAGUUCCGCAGGGGCGUGCUGGGGUGGUUUGGGAGGGCACAGCUGAACGCUUCCUGUUUGGAUUUUGCACUCACCUUCGUGUUUUAAAGAAGCCUCAGGGUGCACUGUGGCCCUGUCAGGGCCCCAUUCCCAGCAGAGGCUUCAGGUGCUUUGUGUAGGGUCCAGGGCAGCCGGAGCUUUGAGGGUGAGACUUCUGGACCCAAAGGGAGCUUUCCCAAGAAGCCUUUGGUGGCCACACUGUAGGCAGCAGUGACUAAGCACUGGCAGUUCCAGAACAUUUACCCAGGUGUAUGUUACUAAAACAGGCUCCACCUCAGUUUAUCAGCGUUAUAAGUUACUGUUCUAAGAAGAGUAAAUACAGUUCCAGAUGGGUUAUUACAGAUGAACAGAAAGUCACUCAGCUGGACUCAUGUCCCUGCAAUUAAACUUAUUUCAACCUUUUGGAAAGUUAUCAAAGUCUAAAUUUGGAAUGAAUGCAUUUCAUAUUUUUUGUCUACUUUUGGGUGAUAAGUACUAGCCCUCAUUUAUAGAUAUGAGAAACGUAAUGUUCUAACCAGCAUCAUUAUGGUAUUUGUGUGACUUUUAUUUUAAAAAAAUGUGAGCAGUAAUUUGGGUUAGCCUACCUUCAUUCAUUCUGUCACAUAGAUUUCAGUUUUUAGAAGGGUUUCUGUCAUCCUGGAACAGGUGGUCUGGGACUAAGGACUUCUCAUCUUGUGAGCUAAGGCUUGUGUCAUGAAAGACAAGUGGACUCUCUUAACAGCCCAGUCUUCGUCUGCAGGGGGCAGCCUGAGCAUUUCCCAGCCCCAGUGUCCACACCUCUCAGAAAGUAGAAAAAAGAAUGUCAGUUUAGGAGAAAAGCCUCCUUUUUACUUGUGUGAUUAUGUGUGGAGCUGGCACCCUAAAUGUGUGACAUUCAGCUUCUAAACGAUGCCUGGAGAGUCUCUUUGCUGCAGACACCCUUGCUCCUGAGUCAUGAUUAUUUUCUUUCAUGUUAGAUUGGUGACUUCUGUGAAUAGAACUCAUCCUGAUCCUAUUUUACCUGACCUCCUGGACCCGCGGAUGGGCUUUGCAGGCAGUCCAGCAGCCCAACCUGCAGGCGGGAUGCUGUCAUCAACGAGCUGAGGGCAGCUGCUUUGCAGAAGAGCUCACACGAUGUCCAAUCACAUCCAAAUAACAUUGUUCCCAUCCUCCCCACCCACCUCAUCAAAACAUAACACAUCACAGCACUCGGUAGAGGUCCUGCCUCCCCGUUUCCCAAGGAAAGCAAGUAGGCAACACAGCCAGCACGGUGCUCUCCAGGGCGGCCCCUCUCAGAGGAGGAGGCAGCUGGUGCAGCCAGGCGUCUGCAGAGCAGCCACGAAGGUGGCCUAGGAUCCAGGUGUCUCCCAGGUGAGUCCAUCCACACACACAUUUAAAAAAUACUAUUAGUCUUUCUAAUACACUGAGGGAAAGAUUUUUAAAAAUCUGUGGAAUAAAGGAGGAGAUUUUAUUUACAAAUUUUUUAAAAAGCCACGUGGGUUGACACCUUCCUCCUUACCCACUAGAUGUCAACAGAGGUGCUGUUCUGUGACUCUGCAUUAACCCCUGCCUCAUGUCUGUCACAUGUGCUGCUGUGUGACAGUAAUUCCAGCUCAGUCCCUGCAGGCAAAGGAGAAACGGGACUUCACAGGACAGAGGAUUGACAGAAGUCAGUUUAAGGGAAGUGUUUGAAUCAGACUUUAGUACAUCUCAUUCAUUUCUUGGAUUUGUGUUCACAAUUGUGUUCUCUAAAAUGUGUCUAAAUUUUAAAAAUAUGUACAUGCAUAAUGUCAUUUUAAAAUAUGAAGGAAGGAAUUUGAUGUCCACAAAAAGUGUUUGAGGUUCUUUGGUUUUGUUAGUAAAAGCCAGUUCUGUGGUGUUGACCUA